Messenger RNA from Acanthaster planci (crown-of-thorns starfish), 4305 nucleotides. Its product is annotated as palmitoyltransferase ZDHHC20-B-like. NCBI's taxonomy places the organism in Eukaryota, Metazoa, Echinodermata, Asteroidea, Valvatida, Acanthasteridae. Gene Ontology annotation, molecular function: palmitoyltransferase activity. The record is from RefSeq and is a predicted model, not a curated record.
GUACUCGAGUACAGUCGACUAAUCAUUAAUUCUUCGCAAUCGCGAAAUCAGGCAGCAGUAACUCGCUUCCAAGAUGGGGGUUUUGGGCGUGUGCCUCAAAGUCUGCGGAUGGUUUCCCGUGGUUUUUAUCACAGCUGUUGUUCUCUGGUCUUAUUAUGCCUAUGUCGUGGAACUAUGUAUAUUUAUUCUCCUGGAUAGGAGUAUACCUCUCAUGUUACUGUACCUAGUGCUUUAUCACAUUUUCUUGGUGCUCUUUCUCUGCGCCUACUGGAAGACAAUAUGGACGUCACCAACAAAAGUACCGAGUGAGUUCUACUUAUCCAGCUCUGAGCUUCAGCAGUACGAAGCUGAGGAUCGCAGCGAAGAGAAGAUUGAGAUCUUGAAAAGCUUCGUGAGAGACAAACGACUGCCCAUAUGGACACGCACCUAUGGAGGAGGUAUGAGAUACUGUCACAUCUGUAAAUUGAUCAAGCCUGACAGGUGUCACCAUUGCUCUGUAUGCAAUGCCUGCAUACUUAAGAUGGACCACCACUGUCCGUGGGUCAACAACUGCGUCUGUUACAACAACUACAAGUUCUUUGUUCUCUUCUUGUUCUAUACGAUACUCUACUGCUUCUUUGUGGCUAUCACUGUUCUGCCGUACUUCAUUCAGUUCUGGCAGGGGAACCUUGGGGACAGAGCAGCCCGCAAGUUCCAAAUCGUUUUCCUCUUCUUUGCGGCGGUCAUGUUUUGCCUGAGCGUGCUGAUCUUGAUGUGUAUGCACACGCACCUUACACUCACCAAUCGAAGCACGCUCGAGUCAUUCCGUGCUCCUGUCUUCCGUCAUGGACCUGACAAGGAAGGCUUUAGCAGAGGGAGCUUCUGCGGUAACUUCAAGGAGGUCUUCGGAGACGAGAAGAAAUACUGGCUCAUUCCAAUUUUCACUAGCAAGGGUGACGGAGUGUCAUAUCCUGUCCAGGCAAGAGACCAGGACUCUGAUCGAUUGCUGGAAGGCGAUAUGGAAAGUGACAUAGGCAGCGGCCCAGAAACAGAAGACAGGGAUGCAGGUAAAAAGGGAAUCAGGGAGAGUAUAAAGACCAGCACCACUUACUCCACUAUGAACUCAAGUGGUGUGGCCGAGGGAGGAAAUAGGGACCAUGUCACUCUGCACAUGGACAAAGGGGAAGGAGCUCAGGUGAAUUUAGCCAUUGAGGGAGAUUCCACCAGAUAAACAAGCCUUGUGUGCAGAUAAAUAGUAGCUAUGUGGGUUUUUUAUGGUAUGUAGAACUUUAGGUUAGCGAAUAACAUGACCUCAAUGCAUGGUUCCUACUACUUAAAAUGUGAUCUGAUGUUGAAAGCUUUCUUGGGCGUUAAUGUCAAACUCCUUGUUAUACCACAUUCUUAAUUUUAAACACAAUGCAUGAAAUGCCUUGACAUCGUAGUGCAAAAGUAGAAAUUUGUUUGAAGUUUUCUUCAUUUGGUAAACUCUGGCCAAUAACGUGUGGACAGUUUUACGUUCUGUGCUCACAAUGCAGACCAGCCUAAUGAACUAGUUGUUCCUUGGUUGGCACGGUUACACAUAGGAAAAUAUUCCCAAAGGAUACAUUACACCACGCAGUGCUAUCAGGCUGCUCUCAGUCAGAUGUGAACAUAGCCGAGUGUGAAUUGGUCUGGUACAUCUUAGCAUUUACCAUAGUUGCCCAAUAGCGGUGUAACUCGGGGUGAAAUUUCUUGGAGAACCAGGGAGUGCAAACUUUUUUUUCAGGAGGCACAGAGCCAAUUACUGAUGAAAGCUAAUGAAACUUUAUACAUAGGCUAUUUACAUGUCAAAGUUUCAAAUAGGAGUAUUCAAGGGGCAUGGAUCUCCGCUAAAUGGGAGUGCCUAGUUACAAGUGUCUUCUCCCUCGUGUCCCUCGGAGAUACACAACUGUUUUGGAACAAAUGUUGAUGACAUUUUUCAACCGAUGGUUCACCUGGCCUUGAUAAACAGGACACUGAAAGCUGAUGAACAUCAGAGCACUUAAUCCCAAAACUAUAUUUGGUGCUGCAUGCACCCUCAUAUGUCAUGAAUUGACCUAUCACAAUGCUCGAUGAAUUCACUCAUAUUCAUUGGCUAGACCGGUUUGGCCUAAUAGGAAUUGAAAUGCAUUCCAUAUAUAUACGUGCAUAUGUGUUGAACAGAAGAUGCACAUCUGUUCAAAUGGUUGUCUGAAGCAUACAUGUAUUUACAUUUGAUAUUAAAACUCAGACUUUUAUAAAGUAAUCCAUAAGUUAACAAAAUAAUUUAUGUGAGCAGGUAAAAAAUGAACAUACAUGUAUGCCUCCAGCUUGGCCGAUACAGGUACAUGUAAGCAUUAUAUGUCAAUAAGUUAUGUCCAAGAGAUUAGAAUCAUUCAGUUUUAGUGCUGGUAACUUUUAGCAAUCCUUAUUGGAACUAUAGGGUCUUGUAUAUAAUGUGAACGGUGCAUUAUCACUGCUAGUACUACAUUAGUUAUUAUUCAAGAUAAUAUGAAUAAGGUACACAGCGUAUUCCAUUCAACAGCCUUGGUUGUGUAACAAAUUAGAUGUAUUGUACAUGUACAUAGUCAACUAAAUUGCUGAGUGGUAUAUUGGGGAUGGUGCAUUUGAUGACUUUCUGACUCGUGAGGGCAGCAGACAUUCCAUUCACUUCUCCAUGCAUUGGUCAGGGGGGGUUGGGGGUAAUCUGGCCUUAAUACCAUCUGCGUAUCGUAUCUUGAACUGACACGUUUCUAGGGAAAAUGGAUAUAGGUGGAACAUAGUCAUUUGUAGUUGUGUUGCUACCGCUGUAUUUGCUGUGCACCUCCCCCAUGGCAUCUCCAGAAAUCUUUGCUGAUUGAAAACAGCCACCCUCUUCCUCUUUAUGUUUAUUUUAUCCUCUAUCACUAAAAAGAAAAAAAAGUCUUGAGCAUUGAAGGGGGAACAGUGUUUUGGUGAUGUGUUUUGCGAGCAGCUGCAUAUGUGGCCUUCAAUUGUGGGUCACGUUCAUGGUUACAACUUCAGAAUCUGUUUUGUUUUAUGAAUGCCAAAACAUGAGUCUGCUCAGUGCUUUCAUAUAAAUCUUUGCCGUUGGCUCACAUGCAAAUGUUGAAUCAUGUAAAAGUUGAUGAGAAAUAAACUUCAUUCUGAAAGCUGUGUGGGAUAAAAAUUACUACGACAUUGUGAGCAGAAAGGGCUUUCUCAUGUUAUCCUAGGAGAAUCAAAGCAACCUUCCUCAGGUGUAAAUGGGAAUUCUGGCAUCCAGCCCCCAAAUUUGUCUUGAUAUUCUGUUGCCUUUUAGAGAUUUCUCAGGUGUCAGAUUUUUAAUGGUUCCAGUAGCUUAAACAGUGUCGCCUUCACAGCAGCAUUUGUUUAGCAAAAAUGUGGUUUGAAACAAGCCAGCUUGUUGUGUGUUGAAAAUUGUUGUGUUUGUACAAAAGCGUUUCAGGAGCAACGUGACAGUUUUGAUAUGUACGAGUUACGGGAUGAAUUACCUGCAAUCUUUGAGAAACUCUUUCUUCUUGUACAAAUUUACUGGUCCUGAUUUUUGUUACGCUGUUGUGAUAUGAGAGUGGCCUGGCCCCUGGUCCCCCCAUUUAUCAUGUGCAGUGCCCCCUUUCCUCUCCUCCACUAGGUGGAUGGGUCAAGUAUAUUUGAGUGUUUAGGGACAAGUUGUGUAGAAUAGAUAGUAUGGCAAAUGUGACCCAAUACCCCAAAACUAGGCUGAAGUAGGGAAAUUUGAUAUUUGACCAUUUCUCCUCAUGUUGAUAAAGUGAUCCUAAAGUUGAAAAAAAUUGUCUGCAGAAAGCUUUCAUAGUUAAGAGAGCAGGAGUUUGCAUUGUUCAUAUGAAUACUGUAUAAUUUUCCACCAAGUAGCUUAUUUACUCCUCAGCCUUAUCGUGGGACGGUCUGUUGACUCAUAGAUUGACUUGUGCGAGACUUGUGACUCAAUUCCAAGUAGGUUUUGAUGGGGUCGACCUGUGUGUAGGAGGAAUGACAGGGCAUGCUGAUUCCUAUUGAAUCUCUGCACACUGCAUCCCUUAACUUAGAGGGAAUUCUUUACCAGAUGUCCCAUUCCUGGUAUCCAUGCCUUGUUAGGAAACCACCGAUGACAUGCUUCAUUCUUUGUUCCCAAUCUUGGCCUCAAAGUAGUGAAGCGCUCAAUGUUGAGCUUUGGAGUGGUAAGAUCAUAAGCCAACUAUGAACAUGGAUUUUCUUGUGUCCGGUUUGAAGCUGUGUCCGUUUGUGCAAAAAAGUAUUAAUACGGUUUUUAUUUUAGAUGGAAAUCUGUUGUCUACGUGUAAUAAAGAAUUUGUCCUUUGGAGCUGA